Messenger RNA from Pomacea canaliculata, 3340 nucleotides. Its product is annotated as PGAP2-interacting protein-like. Gene Ontology annotation, cellular component: endoplasmic reticulum. NCBI's taxonomy places the organism in Eukaryota, Metazoa, Mollusca, Gastropoda, Architaenioglossa, Ampullariidae. The record is from RefSeq and is a predicted model, not a curated record. Gene Ontology annotation, biological process: GPI anchor biosynthetic process.
ACAUUUCCGUAGUUUGAAGCUCCGCUUGUAAAGGGAAGCAACUGUUUUGUUUCAAAAUGGCUAACAAAAAGGAAGACUCCAAAGAACCCCCAAAGAGAGUGCCAGGAAAAUCAAAAACCAGCAAAGAAAAAUCGUCAGAAAAAGAAUAUCGAUAUGAAAAACCCGGCCCUCGAACUUUGAUACGGGAUACCAUUCAAGGCUACAUCUUCUGGAGCAUAUUCCAGGCACUGGCACCCAUGAUUUGGUUCUAUCCUCUAAAUGAACUUGAGAUUUCAGGAUACGAAGCAUUUGCAGCAAUCUGGCUUCUUCCUAUAAUUUGUGUCAUACCAGGAAUGUUGCAACUUGUUCAGAAUCACUGGUUCCUUGUCAUGCGGCUGGGGACCGUUGCUUCUUUAGCCUCCUUUCAAGCACCAUCUACAUUGUCCAGAUUAAUCAUUCUAGCAGUUGGUGCAGGAUUGUCAUCGCUAGUUCUUGCAGCCACUUUGUUCAGUCCCAGUCAGAGGAUUAGGUGUAACACAUUUUGGAGUCUCAUUCUGGGUCUGUUUGCCUUCCUAAGCAGCCGAGUGUGGUUUGUGUCAUUUGUGCCAGUAUGGUGGAACGAUAAGGCUAAUUCCUUUGUAAUUGCCCUUGGAUUCAUUGUCACAAUUGAUCAUAUUUUGAAUGAUGGAGAUGUAAUAGAAAAAAAAGCAACACGCCUGCCAGCUGCAGAUCGGCCAUACUGGCCGUUAGCAGCCCUUGGCUUUGGCAGCCUGCUGUUCCUCACUCAUUGGGUCUUUGGAGAAGUGUCACUCAUUGCACGUUGGGUUGUCAAGGGAUAUCCACACGCUGGUCCCCAGCCAGAACUUUGGGGAAGUAUGAUGUGGUGGAUGUUUGGUGUGGGAGCUUUUGGUGCUUUGCUGUACCUCCCUAUAUGGCAAGGUUACAUAGGAGGUCUGUUGCUGGGAAUAUAUACGCUAUCCAUUUGGCCAUCCAUGAUCAACCAAGUGUCAGCUUGCCCUCCUGGCUGUACUCUGGCCCUUGCUAACUUUGUCUACAUUGCUGAGAUGCUGUUCUCUGUCUGGACUGUAGCAUACAAUUUUGUCCCAGGUGGUGUCUACACACGUGAACACACAGACUGGCUUGUUGCUUUUGUUAUGUUCUGCAUUUUGCUGGGGCUCAAAUCAGGAGGUAAAAUUCGUGAAGACUUCACCUGCUUUAGUGUGGUGCAGAAAGUCCAGAUGCCUACUGGACUUCACAAAGCUAUGCUUCUGUUGAUUGCUGUGAUUGGCCUUCACAGAUUUGGCUCCAGACUGAAUGGUCCUGAAAUGCUGCCUCCCAAAAAGGCUGAUCCACAAAUAUUCUCAUCAGCUAUUUGGACUUAUCACUUUGGGUAUGACAACAAAGGAUGGCCUAGUUUGGAAAGAUCUGCAGAGUUCUUAAACAAUACAGGAGCUGAUGUGAUUACCUUGCUGGAAAGUGAUGCAUCUAAACCAUUUCUUGGUAACAAUGAUCUUGGCAUGUGGCUUGGUGAACGACUGGGAAUGUAUGUUGACUUUGGUCCUUCCACGAGAGAUCACACAUGGGGGAACCUCAUCUUGUCCAAGUACCCGAUUAUAAGCUCUGUUCACCACCUGUUGCCAUCUCCAGAAGGGGAGCUUGCACCAGCUAUUACAGCCACCAUCAACAUCUCAGGACAGGCCGUGGAUUUUGUGGUGACCCACAUGGGCAAUGAUCGCGACAACCUAGACAGGCAGCUUCAGGCUUCAUUCUUGGCAGACCAGCUGAAGGCAAGCAAAAACCCAGUUGUAUUCAUGGGCUACAUAACAUCAGCUCCAGGAAGUCGGGACUAUACUCAUCUCAUAAACACCGGCAAAAUGAAGGACAUUGAUAGUACAGACCGGGAACGGUGGUGUGAAUAUAUCAUGUACAGGGGUCUUAUACGCCUGGGUUAUGCCCGCAUUUCACAUGGUGGACUCAGUGACACCGAGUUACAGCUAGGUCGAUUCCAGAUUCCGAAGAAUCUCAGAGACUACAAGGACAAUGAAAAGAUGAUCACUGACUCUCGACAUGUGGACAGCAGUGUGCAGUUUAACCCUGUAUUUGGGAAGCAUCACAGAGGUCAUGGUAGUUUUCCUUUCCAUGGAUUUCACAUGAACACACCAAAAUACUUCAUUCCUUAGAGACAAUUCAGUUAUUAAUGUUAUUCAGACAAGUGUACUGCAACUGGAGUCCCACCAUGAGAUGUACAUUUGUUUAGCCAACUUGAAGAAUAUGACAAAUGCUGAAGAAUGUGUGGGACAAAGUUUGUUACUUGACUUUUGUGACCUGCAUGAGAGUGUGAUCAAAUGUAUAUGUUGUGCUUACAAACAAUGCUGGCCAAAUAUAGAUAACCAAUCAAGCUGAACUCAUGCAGUAAAAUCAAAGAGAAUGUGUGCUUUUGUUUUAAUGCAAGAUGAAAACAGGGCAAACAAAAUGUAAGUAUUUGGAGAAUAAUUCACAAGUGCCUUUUGUUUUAAAGAUUGUCAUUGUGAUCCAUUGUUGUAAUAAGUGCUCUUUUUUCAAGUCAGAUCAAGCAAAGUGCACCACUGCCAUUUACAGGAUCAGUUGGAGUGGCUGCAGAUGUAAAGCAGCCACAUUGAAUAAUAAUGAAUAUUUUUACACACCUACCUUUCCAGAUAUCUUAUGGAGUUCACACACAAAAAAUUCAUUGCAGACAAAUAGCUAUGUCUCUUCGAUCAAUCACCUAUACAUCCAAAUAUACAUGCAUAACAUGUGUCUGUAUUUACUUUGUAUAUGUUGUAGAAGUGAGAGGUCUGUUAUAUGCAAAAAUGGUUGUGUGGUUGAUGAUUUAGUUUAUGUAUGAUUUGUGUAAAGCGCUAUGAGCAAACCUUUGGAAAGAGAUAUAAUAAACUAUAUUAAUCCUCAUUAUUAUUAUUAAAAUGGUAUUUUUAAACCUAAACAUUAAGCUUCUGUUAAUAGCAACAGUGCUUGAUGGUUUUGAGAAGUUUUCUCAGGUGAACUGUAAUAAUUGAUUUAAUUUUGGAGAGAUUCAGAUAAUUCAUACUUGUUUAGUUAUUUGGAACAGGAACCAUGGAAUAUUCCCUUUUUGACAGACAUUUGUUGGUUCAGACUAUAUUUAGUGUAUUAUGUGAUCUGUUUUAAUAAUGAUGUUGAGACAACACCAGGAGACAGAAGUAAUCUAGGCUGCUCUCCUUACAAGCUAUGACACCUGAUUGGUACAUCAACCAACCAACCAGAUAUAGUUAACAUGAUGCUGUGAUGCUACGGUGUGAAAAGGUCUCCAUUUGUCCUGCUUUUAUCAUUUGUUUGAUAAUUUUGAUAUUUUUUUAUCUGAAACAUU